Messenger RNA from Penicillium canariense, 258 nucleotides. The record is from RefSeq and is a predicted model, not a curated record. Lineage: Eukaryota; Fungi; Ascomycota; Eurotiomycetes; Eurotiales; Aspergillaceae.
AUGUGGAGAUCCAUAACACGUGGUGGGAAGAAGCAGAUAUGCAACUAUUUUCAGGGCAGAGAGCCAGUCGAGCAGACACACAAAAAAACAGAAAACAAAAAAACAUACAACAGCCAGGAUUCGCAUGUGGUCACCCACCAUACUACUAACUGGCCGGCGUGUGGCUUAAGUACGGCUGAGCGGACGGGAAGCCCUGUUCUCCACACCCUAUGGUCGUAUGUGUUUGAAAGUGCUUUUGAAUGGAUAAUACCUUUCUGA